Molecule: messenger RNA, 696 nt
Organism: Parnassius apollo (apollo)
Lineage: Eukaryota; Metazoa; Arthropoda; Insecta; Lepidoptera; Papilionidae
Source: the annotation of a GenBank genome assembly
AUGGCUGUGGAAGGUGGACUGAAUGAUGAAGAAAUACGUCUCAUAGUAAAUCAGGAAUCAAGUGACGAGGAAGACCUAGUUUUUCGUGGUUCAGUUACAGAAGAUUCUGAUGAUGAACUUGAUGGUAUUUUAGAAGAUUUUCGUCAUAUGAAUGUGAUUGGUCAAACAAAUAAUGAAGAGGAUGCCUUUAGUGGCGAUGAUGAUAUGAAUUUGCAAGAGCUAUCUCAGGAUUUAAGAAGACAAGGAAAACUAAAGGUAUUGAAUGUUCCAAGAGUUCUUUACGGGAAAGGAAAAAAUAAUAGACACAAGUGGAGUGGAGAAAAGCCAGUGAGGCGUAGAACUCAGCAGCGCAACAUUAUUAUGCAUUUAUCUGGAAACAUAGGUGAAGCGAAAAGUAUUACAAUGCCAAUAGAAGGUUGGGCUCUCUUUCUAAAUGACGAAAUACUAAAUAAAAUUGCAUAUCAUACAAAUAAAGAAAUUGAAAAACAACGUAAGAAAUAUAAAGGCUUUCAGGAGGAAGAAGAUGGUCAAACACCCUCCCCUCAAAAUAUGUCAGUGCCUGAGUACUACGUUAUGGAACUCUCCAAGCCAUGGUAUGGAUCCCGUCGCAACAUAACCAUGGACAACUGGUUCACCAGCAUACCAUUAGCCAAAAAUCUGAUUGGAAAGGAAUUGACCAUGGUUGGAACGACUUGA